Arctia plantaginis is the source of this 1398-nucleotide messenger RNA. The record is from the annotation of a GenBank genome assembly. NCBI's taxonomy places the organism in Eukaryota, Metazoa, Arthropoda, Insecta, Lepidoptera, Erebidae.
AUGCAGUACGAGUUUAAGUUACGUCACUGCAUCUGUCACCGGCCUUGCUUCGGCUAUGGUCAUAGUCACAACCAUUGGUCCAUGGAAGCAGCUGUUGACGUCCGUAGUAGCAGCCAGCCCAAAGGCAUUUUUUUUUAUUUACCCUCGUUCCCCGCAUCCCCUUUCAAGAUUGCUGCCACCAUGGGUCGGAAGAAAAUACAAAUAUCCCGGAUUACGGACGAACGGAAUCGGCAGGUGACUUUCAACAAGCGCAAAUUUGGUGUGAUGAAGAAAGCGUAUGAACUCAGCGUACUUUGUGACUGUGAGAUCGCUCUUAUCAUCUUCAGUUCCAACAACAAACUCUAUCAAUAUGCCAGCACGGAUAUGGACAAGGUUCUCUUAAAAUACACGGAAUACAACGAGCCCCACGAGUCGCUGACCAACCGCAACAUCAUCGAGAAAGAGCAUAAGAACGGAGUGAUGUCACCUGACAGCCCCGAAGCAGAGCCUGAAUACAAUCUUACUCCAAGGACCGAAGCCAAAUACUCCAAAAUUGAUGAAGAAUUUCAAAUGAUGAUGCAAAGGAACCAAUUAAACGGAAGUCGCGUGAGCGUAGGCGUUACUGGAGGCAACUACAACCUGCCUGUUAGCGUCCCUGUCGGAAACUAUGAUCAGUCACUGUUGCAAGCUAGUCCACAGAUGCAUACCUCUAUCAGUCCACGGCCCUCAUCUUCGGAAACCGAUUCAGUGUACCCAAGCGGUGGAAUGCUGGAGAUGUCAAACGGUUAUCCCGGUUCGGGAUCUCCACUGGAUGCUGGCUGCACACCGUCUCCGUCACCGGGACCUGCGCCGUCGCCGCAUCGCCAUGCCCACAAGGCGCAUGCACAUGUUGCGCCACCGCAUCAUUCGCCUCGACAUAAUAACCUGCGCGUCGUCAUACCAAGCUCUAUGCCGCCGCCACAGGAUGAUAUUUCUUAUACUGGAGAAACACCGCUAAGCUAUUCUGGACUCGGCAAUUUCGGACCACAAGACUUCAGCAUUAACUCAGACAUGAGCAUCGGACUGACGUGGGGUGCGCAUCAACUGCAGACGCUCCAGCACAACAGGUACAUUAGCAGCCUGCCAGUACUGGGCGGGGGUGGCACACCUCCCCCGGCGGCGUCGCCUAGCAACGUGAAGAUCAAAGCAGAACCUGUCUCGCCGCCGCGCCCUGAACAUAUGCCGCACCGUGCGCCUCCCCCUCAACCACAACCAGCGCAUCUCUCAGGAGCCAUAGAUGUAUACUCCAAUUUUGCAGGUUCAGUGUCAUCGAGUAACAUGGGCUCGCCGGCCGGCCAGGACAUGAGGCACUCCAACGUGGCGCUGGACUACGACCAGCCGCACACUAAGCGACCGCGGCUCGACGGCUGGUCCGCAUAG